This is a messenger RNA of Pteronotus mesoamericanus, 3551 nucleotides long. RefSeq names its product GC-rich promoter binding protein 1 like 1 (gene GPBP1L1). Gene Ontology annotation, molecular function: DNA binding; RNA binding. Bases 1272 to 2696 code for a protein of 474 amino acids. The record is from RefSeq and is a predicted model, not a curated record. Gene Ontology annotation, biological process: positive regulation of DNA-templated transcription; DNA-templated transcription. The transcript is spliced from 12 exons. Lineage: Eukaryota; Metazoa; Chordata; Mammalia; Chiroptera; Mormoopidae. Gene Ontology annotation, cellular component: nucleus.
ACUACUACUCCCAGCGGGUAGUGCGUCGCACCCAGCCGCGCUGGCCUCUAGAGCCCGGCGCUGUGGCCCGCGGGGCGCUGGAGUCUUAGCAACACGCGCACGUGAAGGAGCGGAAGGUGAGAAAGGGUCGGCAAACGCAUGCUCCUACGAAACCGGUUUGCUGGUACUUGCAGAGUGUUACUUUCCUGUGGCCUUGUAAAUGAUUGAAUGAUGAUGGAAAUGGAUCCAAAAUAAUAACUGACUUCUCUACCGAAGCAGCAGAUUUCUUCAUAUCACCUUCCAGUAGUUGAAUUUCAGUCUUCAAAAAGAGGCAAAACAAGUGAAAUAGAGGAAACGGAAAAGAAGACAACUUUGGAACUGUCUUUCUCCUUGACUACUCCUUAACCCCCCUGUAUUUCUCCUUAUUUUAAUUUUGCUGUGAAUUUAUAAAUAGCGAAGACCAAAGAAAUAGAAGAUACAUUUGGGAGCUUUAUACCAAGACAUUUGCCUUGAAAGCUGCUAUUCUUUGGAGGGGAAAGUAUAUCAAGUUCCUGUCUGAUUUUUGUUUUGUUUUGUUUUGUUAAACAAGAUUUCUUAUAUCCUUAGAUUCUGAAGGAUAAAACAAAUAUAAAUACAUAUCUGCACAUCAUUUUUAGCAGCUGUGUAAGAAUAAUGAGAAUUGGAAAUUAAAGGCUUUGUCAUGUGGAUGUUUUGCCACUGGAGUUGAGUGCUCAGAAGAUCUUUUAUAGAUAGCUCUUUAAUAUAUUUUUGAUCCGUCACUUAGAUGACAUUCUUUGCCCAUGUGAAUCCACCUGUCUUUUUAUUUAUGACCUUAUGAACAGUGUUUGUACUCACUCUGCAGAUGUCCAUGUAUUAUCUAUUUAAGCAACAUCAUAGUGCCAUCACUCAAGGAAGUUGAAUGAGGUGAACAUAGAUAUAGGUCUUUUCCCCUUCCCCCCCUUUUUUUAAAUGUAACAAAUACUUUUUAUCUUCCCCUUCCCCCUUCCCCUUCCCCUUCCCCCUUGUGGAAACGUGUCAGGAACUAGGUAGUUUAAGAUGAGCAAUUGAGGGGACUGAGAAAGUGAUCCACACAGAGCCUGGCUUCUUUGUGCUUCAUCAUAAGGUGUGCUGCUGGCCAGCCUUAUUAAGCACCCUUCUAACAAAAGAACCUCGUGGGAAAUCCAGCUGGCAGACUCAAGGAGUUCAGGAAACAGGACCACAGAGGUUACACUCUGGGUUCCUGGCCAUGAGGUUGGAUGCCUCACCUUGCUGAAAAGAGACACUGGACCUAAAUGGCGCAGCAUGACUUUGUUCCUGCUUGGCUAAAUUUCUCAACACCACAGGCAGUUAAGUCACCUACAGCCACCUUUGAAAAACAGGGAGAGCACCUAUCCCGAGGAGAUGGUAGAUUUGGAGUAAGCCGUCGUCGACAUAAUUCCUCUGAUGGCUUUUUUAAUAAUGGACCUCUACGAACUACAGGAGAUUCCUGGAACCAGCCCUCCCUGUUUCGCCAUGAUUCUGUGGACUCUGGGGUAUCUAAGGGAGCCUAUACUGGAAUCACAGGGAGCCUCUCUGGUUGGCAUGGCUCUUCCCGAGGCCAUGAUGGCAUGAGCCAGCGUAGUGGGGGUGGCACAGGGAACCAUCGCCACUGGAAUGGCAGCUUUCACUCCCGGAAAGGCUGUGCCUUUCAGGAAAAGCCACCUACAGAGAUUAGGGAAGAAAAGAAAGAGGACAAGGUGGAAAAGUUGCAGUUUGAAGAGGAAGACUUUCCCUCUUUGAAUCCAGAAGCUGGCAGACAGACUCAGCCAUACAGACCUAUUGGGACCCCUUCUGGAGUGUGGGAAAACCCACCUGGUGCCAAGCAAACCUCCAAAAUGCUAGUCAUCAAAAAAGUUUCCAAAGAAGAUCCUGCUGCUGCUUUCUCUGCUGCAUUCACCUCACCCGGAUCUCACCAUGCAAAUGGGAACAAAUUGUCAAACAUUGUUCCAAGCGUCUAUAAGAACCUGGUUCCUAAGCCUGCACCACCUCCUUCCAAGCCCAGUGCAUGGAAAGCUAACAGAAUGGAGCACAAAUCGGGAUCCCUUUCCUCUAGCCGGGAGUCUGCUUUUACCAGUCCAAUUUCUGUUACCAAACCAGUAGUACUGGCUGGGAGCGCAAUUUUAAGCUCUCCCAAAGAGAGUCCCUCCAGCACCACUCCUCCAAUUGAGAUCAGCUCGUCUCGUCUGACCAAGUUGACCCGCCGAACUACCGACAGGAAAAGCGAGUUCCUAAAGACUCUGAAGGAUGACCGGAAUGGAGACUUCUCAGAGAACAGAGACUGUGACAAGCUGGAGGAUUUGGAGGAAAACAGCACACCUGAACCAAAGGAAAAUGGAGAAGAAGGCUGUCAUCAGAAUGGUCUUCCUCUCCCUGUAGAGGAGGAAGGGGAGGUCCUCUCACAGUCUCUUGAAGCAGAGCAUAGGUUAUUGAAAGCAAUGGGAUGGCAGGAGUAUCCUGAAAAUGACGAGAAUUGCCUUCCCCUCACAGAGGAUGAGCUCAAAGAGUUCCACAUGAAAACAGAGCAGCUGAGAAGAAAUGGCUUUGGGAAGAAUGGCUUCUUGCAGAGCCGCAGUUCCAGCCUGUUCUCCCCUUGGAGAAGCACUUGUAAAGCAGAGUUUGAGGACUCAGACACGGAAACCAGUAGCAGUGAAACAUCAGAUGACGAUGCCUGGAAGUAGGCAUAUAAAUGUUCACAGUUAAAUCUGACCCAUGAACUCAGCUCGUGUGCUUACGGAAUAUACAAAAGAAAUUUUCUUUUCCUUUUCUUAUGUUGUUGAAUAUUUCAUGCACAAGGGAAAUAAUCAUAUCCCAAAGAGAGAGAGAUUGACUUGUUUAGCUUUUGUUGAUGUUCUUCCUGUUAUCUGCUUAAUAGAGAGAUUUGUAUGGUGGGAAAGAUUUUUAAAAUACACACACACAGUAUAUAUGGGGCGAUGCACAAGUGGGAGCUGGCGGUGCAGAGAGGAAGAGACACUGGUCUGCAACAAUAGCUUCCACCAGCCCUUGGGGCACUCACCCCUGUGCUCAAGCAAUCAUUGUCAAUGACAAAGUGACUAUUGAAGUUAUAAUUGUAUUAAAUUAAUGCUAGUAAUUUGGAUAUUUUAUUUUAUUUUUGGCUGCUCGGGUAACAUUAGCCCUUAACUAAGCAUAUGUGGGUUUCUUUUUUUUUUGUUUCUUUUUUUUUUUUCUUUUUUUUUUUUCUGAUUUUCCUUUUUUUGGGUACAGCUGUAAAAUAUUUGGAUAUAGGAAAUGUGUUAUUCCUGCAGCCUUGAUAUUCAGGGUGGAUUGUAAAAUAUAAAUUUUUGUGAGAUUUCGAAGAUUAAGAUUAUUUUGAUAACAUUAUUUACAGAUUUAAAAGAUGUGGUUAUCACAAGUCUUGAGGGGGAAACUACUGCAUAAAAUAACUAACUUGGAAUAAAUAUUUUGCAUCAGUUUGGAUUGUCUUGUGUAAGAAGUCUAUUUUCUUUAAAAUUAGAUGAGUGGUUUCUUUUUUAGGGGAAAAGCAUCUGGCAGUCUGAGUAACAUCUGAAUCAUAC